CCCGCCCCUCCCGGGGCCGCGGCCCUUCACGCGCAGACGAGCGCUCGGAGCGGCAUGAAGCCACCGGCGCGGCGGCGAGCGACCCCCGCGCGCUACGUGGAAGAAGUGACGGGACCCCAGGCCUGGAGUCCCCGCGAGAAACGGCAGCUGCUGCAACUGCUGCAGGCGCGGCACGGCCAGCCGGAGCCAGACGCUGCCGAGCUGGCCCGGGAGCUGCAGAGUCGGAGCGAGACCGAAAUCCGGAACUUCCUGCAGAAGCUCAAGGCCCGUGUGGUCCGGGAGGCUAUUCAGAGGGUGCAUCCGGAUGGUCCACAGGGUGCACGGCGGCGGGAGGCCCAGCCCCCUGCCCCCAUAGAGGUGUGGAUGGAUCUAGCGGAGAAGGUCACAGGCCCGCUGGAGGGAGCCCUGACCACGGCCUUCUCACAGGCACUCACCAUCGCCACCACGGAACCCACCAACCUCCUGCACUCCAGGCCCGCCAAGCCCACGCAGGCGCGUGCAAAGCCGCUGCUGCUGAGCGCCCCCGGAGGGCAGCAGGACCCCGCCCCGGAGGUGCCUGGCCCCGCCCCCGAGGCCCCUUCCGAAUCCUCUUCUGGCCCCUCCCUGGCUGAAGGAGACUUCCCCGUGGACUUCGAGAAGAUUUACAAGUACCUGGCCUCCUUCUCCCGCGGUGGCCAGGGUCCUGAGCUCUCGGCUACCGAGGCGGCCGUAGCCCUGGACCUGCUCCUGUCUCUCCCUGAGGAGCUGCCGCGCCUGCCCUGCGAAGCCCUGGCUGAGCACAUGGCCCAAAUGUACAAUCGCCUGACGGCCCCCGAGCCCAGCCUGGCUGAGGGGAGCCCUGCUGGGGAGACCCCUCCCGGGGAGAGCCCUGCCGAGGCAGGAGGAGAGGCAGGCAAGGGCCAGGCCAGCUCCCAGGGCCCCGAGGGCACUGGGCCCAGCGACCUGAGGUCCACCUGGCAGGCAGCUGGCGUCUGCCCCCUUAACCCAUUCGUGGUGCCCCUGGAGCUCUUGGGCCGGGUGGCCAGCCCUGCUAGGUGAAGCCCACGCCUGACCUCCUGGGCGGAGCCGCCGUCCUGCCCAGCUGGCGCUGGGCCGUGGGAGGACCCUGGGGUGCCAGGUCCCCACCACAGUGCUCAGCCAGUGGGCGAGUCUGCAGGGUGCUGCACGCGACAGGGUCUCGGGAAUGGAACCACAGCCGCGCGGAGCUCCCGUGGGGACGCUGGCCUGCUGCCCGCUGUGCCUUGUUCUCUGCUGGGGGCCGUCACAGGCACCGGACACACCGUGCACCUGCGGCCUGCCAUUGUCCGGGUUCCGUCACACUCCCUCUCUCCUGCCCAGAUGCCCCCCCACCCCUUCUUGUGAUUCAAUAAAGUGCCCGCCAGCCUGCCUCACUCUUC
Lepus europaeus (European hare) is the source of this 1397-nucleotide messenger RNA. RefSeq names its product small nuclear RNA activating complex polypeptide 2 (gene SNAPC2). Lineage: Eukaryota; Metazoa; Chordata; Mammalia; Lagomorpha; Leporidae. Gene Ontology annotation, biological process: snRNA transcription. The record is from RefSeq and is a predicted model, not a curated record. Gene Ontology annotation, cellular component: nuclear body. Bases 55 to 1038 code for a protein of 327 amino acids. Gene Ontology annotation, molecular function: RNA polymerase II general transcription initiation factor activity. The transcript has 5 exons.